CAGCAGCCGCUUCCCGCUGCCAGAGGCGGCGAGUCCCGGCGGGCGGUGGGAGCCGUUGCAGGGCCGUUUCCAUUUCCAGCAGCUGCGCCGGCGGCGAGCGAGGACCCGUCUGGUCUCUGUCCGGAGCCCUGCCUCCAGCAGGCCUGGAGGGGUCUGUCGCGGCCGCCGAGCGCCUUGCCCAGCUCGCCCGGGCCGGCUGCCCGACUGGAGGCGGGGGUGGUUAGCAUGUGCGCGGCGCUCGGAGACCUGCCGGGUGGGGUCAGAUCUCAGAGCCGCUCCGCCUCGUGCAGGCUUGGACGUGUUUCCAAGCGGUGCGUUAAAGCCACUGGCCGGGGCUGGCGGAUUGUGUCUAAAUGCAGUUCGGUGAGCCUUGAAAAUCUCUCACAUUUUAAAAGCUCUUUGAACUUUCACACAUCUGAACAGGAAAGUGUCCGGCAGGAUGGCUGCGGCUGGCCCUCCCACCUCCGGGCCCGCCGAGGUCUGCCCUUCAGCCGUGUGAGCCUGCAGCCCGGGGGAGAAACACGCUGCUUAAGUGUACAAACGAAUUAUUUGAAAAGAGUUAGGGGAGGCAGCUUCAGGUUGCUUUUGUGUUCCCUGCCGUUCACAUGGUAACUAAAGUUUACAGCAUUCAGUCUGAAUCUUUUGCCCCUUUAGGUUUAAAGCCUUCACUUUUGAAGAAAUCCCUGCUUCAGUUUCACCCUGUUUCAGGUACCCAGUUUAAUUGCACGCAACAUAAUUUUGGAUUCUUGGAAAGUUCAGAGUGAGUAGUCAGUCAAGUCAAGAUUUGGGCAUCAUGCAUCGGACUGUGAAAUCUUUUCUCCAGACUCUGAAGUUCAGUGUUGGUUACUGCAGAUACUACUUUAACCAUAACUGUGAUCUGAGAAUAGCUCUUUGCAGUCAAAUAAAACCGCAAGAAUUUCAGUUUACAAAGUGUUUGGGAAAUUCAUGGAACAACACAGACUCACCAGGGCACAUUGUGCCACGGAGAUUCUUUUCUUGCAAGGAUCUUCUGAAAUCAGAGCAGGAGAACUGGAAAGUAACUUCAGCAAGAUAUAUGGAUACAGCAGAAAGACUCAAGAAGAAAUUAGAAGUAAUGUACAACAAGUAUACAUUCAGCAUGAGCAGCCCAGUGAUUAGGUUUGGGGAUUGUGUUUACUUUGAAGAAAAUGGCUGCAUAUUUCGUUCAAAAUCAGAUGCUGAUGAAGGAGGUGUUGAGGUUUUACUCAAUACUGAAGAUUUUGGUUUUCAUGAUGCGAUUAUUCAGCGCAUCAGAAUUUCCCCAGAUCAGAGGUAUAUGGCUACCAGCAUAAAAAGCUCAAAUUCUGAAGAGUCAAGCUGUAUUGUUACGAAAUUUGAGAAGUUACCUAUGGUGGAAUAUAUUAUCCCAAAUGUGUUUAGUUUUGAAUGGGCUACAAAUGAUGUUCUGUUCUACACCAGUCAAAAGAACCUUGUAUGCCAUAAGGUGCUUCUGGCCACUUUCACUAACAGAAAACAUGCUCAGCUAGUUUAUGUGGAACAAGAUCCAAGAUUUUUUGUGGAUAUAUAUUGCACAAAAGACAAGCGUUUUCUCACCAUCAACAGUAACAGCAAGACUAGCUCCGAAGUUUGGUUGGUUGACUGUAGCAAUCCUUUUAAUUCACCUAUUCUCGUACAACAGAGAACUAAAGGGGUCAUUUAUCAUGUUGAGCACAGAAAUGAUGAAUUAUACAUUCUUACUACUUAUGGAGAGCCUGCGGAAUACAAGUUGAUGAAGACUCCAGUUGGUUCCUGUGGUAUGGAGAACUGGCAAUUGGUUUACACGUUGAAAGAAAAGACUAAGCUAAUAGACUUAGAGAUGUUCAGAGAUCACUGUGUGAUGUUUUUGAAACACUACGGUCAUCUUUAUUUAAAUGUGAUUUCUCUUGUUUCUCAUUCAGUUCAGUCUAUUAAGUUACCUGCAUGGGCCUGUGCAUUUGAGUCAGAACCCCAUCCUGAGUACAAUGCCAGCACUUGCUAUUUUCAGCUCUCCUCCCCAGUACAACCCCCUAAACGUUUUGCAUAUAAAUUAGUGGAAAAUCAUCUCGUUGAGCAGGAGGCACCAAUUACAAUUAAUUGCCAUACUGUACGGCUAGAAGCUAAGAGCCAGGAUGAAAUUUUGGUGCCAAUUACAGUUUUUUAUAAUACAAAUUCUAAAGAGCUACACAGGAAACCACUUCUGGUUCAUGUAUAUGGAGCUUACGGCAUAGAUUUGAACAUGAGCUUUAAAGCUGAGAAGCUGAUGCUAAUUGAAGAUGGUUGGAUAUUAGCAUAUUGCCAUGUUAGGGGUGGCGGAGAGUUAGGCCUGAGUUGGCAUAAAGAUGGAUGUAUGCAUAAUAAACUCAAAGGUCUCCACGACCUCAAGGCUUGUAUAAUGCUCUUGCAUGAACUAGGAUUUUCUCAGCCAAAGUAUACAGCGCUAACAGGUAGCAGUGCAGGAGGAGUUCUUGCAGGAGCUCUGUGCAAUGCUGAUCCUGACCUCAUCAGAGCUGUAGUUUUACAGGCCCCUUUCCUAGAUGUUCUAAAUACAAUGUUGGACACUGAUCUCCCACUGACAAUUGAAGAACAGGAAGAAUGGGGAAAUCCAUUAGCAGAUGAAAAGUACAUGGAAUAUAUUAAAAGUUACUGCCCUUAUCAUAAUAUUAAGCCACAGGCUUAUCCUUCAGUUUUAAUCACAGCAUAUGAAAAUGAUCAACGAAUACCACUGAUAGGAUUAUUAAGAUACGUUCAUAAACUUAGAAAAGCAGAAAGGGAUCAUGCUAGAAGCAUGAAUAAGAAAGGAAACCUGAUACCUAAUAUCAUCUUAAAUGUUCAGGCAGGAGGCAGUCAUUGUGCUCCAUUGUGGGAGGACUCAUUAAAUGAGGUUACAAGCCACCUUGCUUUUCUCUACAAAGAAUUUGGACUUGAGAGAGAAUAACUUGAAGUGGUUUAUUUAACAUGCACAGUUAUUUCAGAAUUUGUUGAAAGAUUUAAAAACUGUGUAUAUACACUUUAGACUUCUGAAAAAGCCAUAUCACAUACCUGUAAAUUUAAAAAAUGAGCACUCAUUCUCCAAAGGAACCAGCUGUAAUAGAUCCCUAGAUAUGGGUCCCUGCUUCUGGUGCAUAACCAGACCAGGAGCUCAUAAAGGGGGAGUUGUGAGAGCUACUGGCUUACAUAUACAUACCAGGUGGUAAAUUCCUUCCCUGCUACAUUGGAGGAGCAGCGUCUCCAGCCACCAGUUCCUUGUGCAAACAAAAAAUAUGAAGGAAUACGAACAUCCAUCCCAAAUCUACAGCGGAGGGUGGAUCCCUUACAAAUUCAAUCUUCAUAGAAGAAUUAUGACUAAGGCUAAGAUUUUAUCAUGGUUAUUUUUAGUAAAAGUCACUGACAGGUCAUGGGCAAUAAACAA
Messenger RNA from Mauremys reevesii (Reeves's turtle), 3406 nucleotides. RefSeq names its product prolyl endopeptidase like (gene PREPL). The transcript is spliced from 14 exons. The coding region runs from base 794 to 2932 and encodes 712 amino acids. Gene Ontology annotation, cellular component: Golgi apparatus; cytoskeleton. Gene Ontology annotation, molecular function: serine-type endopeptidase activity. The record is from RefSeq and is a predicted model, not a curated record. Lineage: Eukaryota; Metazoa; Chordata; Testudines; Geoemydidae. Gene Ontology annotation, biological process: proteolysis.